GUUACAUGAUGUGCAUGCAAAUAGGAAUGAUCUCCCUUUAUUUUGAUAAAUGAGCUAUGUGUUGAUACAACUAAACCAAAAUGCUGAUCAAAGAGUACGGUGAAUAGGUGUUACAUUCUAUAUUCAAUGUAAGAUAUCUGCCAUUCAGUAAGCACUGCGGGAAUAACCAACCACCUCUCUCAUCCAUAGCUCCCGACAGGCAUAGCGGUAAACGCCUAACGUGCGGUGGUUACCACGGCAACGUCAAACAGCUAAACCUCUGCAUAGAAACUUAGCGGUAGUUGUUAAAGCUGAUGGAAAUAAGCGAUGUGAUGUUCACGACGUAUCAAAUUGCGGGUUGACAAAGUUAUUUAAGAUUGUAUUCCCCCAAAAUGUCAACUAACGUCAGCUGAAAAAGAUGGUCCACGACGACUUACGAGUGGAGUGGAUCCGCCGGUGCGUUUGCGCGGGUUUCAACUUACCGGACGACUGCAAAUGCUUCGACGAACUACUGGAACGGGGAGAUGGAGAGGAAGAAGACAAAAUGACCCGUUUUUUAAACCUUGUCCUCGAAGAAAACUGCUCAUCUUGUCUUCUGUUUUUCAAAACUACCAGAGAGGAAGAAAUUGAAGUCGAAACUCGAGUUGAAAGGACGAGACAUGGACACUCUUCAGAUCCCGACAAGGAGACCUGGAUUCAGAGUGGAGCAGAGAUCUCCUCAGGAGACUCAGAGGAGACAAAUAGGUUUGACGUUCAAGUGGUCUAUCACAUUGAGCUUCAUGUUGCAGUAAACGAAUACCCAGAGAGGUUUUUGAAAUCCACUGUGUUUUACUUCAUCAGGAACAGGGAGGAGACAGUGGUUGAACCAUUGGACAUGAAAGAGGCCACUAAGCUGUUGCCCCGGCUAUUUGAUAUUGGUAUGCAUCAUGGACCGCCUCUUUUUGUGUUGCAGAACAAACUGGCCAACGUAUAUAUUCCCCUGGUUACCGCCCACCAGAUGAAGAUAACUGGUGCAGGUUAUGUAAGCAAGGCAGAUUCUCCUGAGCUGGAAACCAGUGGAGCGGGUGAAAAGAAGAGUCCAGAGAAGUCAAAUGGGCUACUUAUGUGUCGUGACGACUUGCUAAAUAGGAUGUACAAGUAUUUGGGCAUGGUAAAGUCAACUAUCCAACACCAAGAUGGGACAACACUGCUCAUCCCUGAGCUAGACCUGGAGCCGGAGGUGGAUGUACUGAGAUCUAAUCCAGAGAUAGUGGAGAAGUUGGAGCAGUGUGUGACAAAUUGGCACACUCAGAUUACACUUGUUAUUGAGCUGCAGCAAAACAAAAAACCACAGGCCCCUGACCCUUUGGCAGAGUUAACAUUUUGGCAGGAGCGUGCAUCCAUCCUGAGUGGUCUGAGUGAGCAACUCAAACAGCCUGUUGUCCGCAAGAUCUUGAAGGUGAUGACCAAAACAGAUGCCGGCAUUGUUCAGACCCUGAAAGGAACAGUUGCUGAACUCACCAAAUACCAUGUGGAGUCAAAUGAUAAUUUACGCUUCCUCAAGACACUGGAAAGACACUUCAUGAACCUGGCCACUGGAGCACAUUUAAAUGUGCUCAUGGAGACGAUCCCUCCUUUGAUGAGUAGCCUGCAGAUCAUAUGGAUGAUAUCUUGCCAUUACAAUACAAAUGAGCGUAUGGUCCCUCUAAUGGAGCGUAUUGCCUGGCAGCUGUGUCAACGUGUGACUCAGGUCAUUGAUGUCCACACGCUAUUCAAAGAUGAGAGGGAAGUGGCCAAAUCCAAGGUGCAUGAUGCUAAGCAGGUCUUGGACCAGUGGAGGUUGUCCUAUUUCCAGGCACGUGCUGAAAUUGAGGAAUCAGGCAGGAACCAACGCUGGGAAUUUGAACGGAAAAGGCUCUUUGAGAGGACUGAUCACAUAUCUUCCGUCUGCCAGGACUUAUACAACGUUUUGCAGAUUUUGGAGGAGUUCUACAAUAACUUUGGUCCAGAGCUAAAAAGUGUGACGGGUGACCCGAAACGCAUUGAUGAAGUUUUGAGCAGAGUUGAUAGUCUCGUUUUGCCUAUUGAAGAUGUCAGUUUUAAUCCUUUCGAAUACUGUAAGAUGAGUAGCUGGAAAAUGAUCAUGCGAGAUUUCAACACUACGGUUCAGGGUAUUGAAGAAGAGGCCAUCAACUUUGUUGACCAGUCUUUCAAGACACUGCGCUCUUCAGCCGCUGCCCUUGAGAUGCUCCUGAAAUUCAAAAACAUCAAAUCAAGAGAGGCCAUAAACAACCAUUUGAAAAGGAAGUUUAAUGACAUCCUGAUUCAGUAUUGCAAAGAGGUGGACAGCAUAAGUGAAAUAUUUGAGACAAAGAAGGACAAUCCACCACUGAAUAGGAACGAGCCUCCUGUGGCAGGAGCCGUCAGAUGGGCUCAUUCUCUUUUCCAUCGCAUCAAAAACACCAUCCUUCCCUUUCUGAAAGUGCCGGAGAUGCUGGAGAGUCAACAGUGCAAAGCAGCCAAGGAAAAGUACAUGGAAAUGUCAAUGAAGAUUAGGGACUAUAAGAAGAAGAAGUAUGAGUCCUGGCUGGCUGAGACAGAACGCAACUUGCCGUUGCUGAUGAAAAACACCUUGCUAGUCCUGACAACUAGUGUUAACCAAAGCCAGGAAAAACUGGACGUCCUUCCAACUGAAAACAGGCUGCAAACGGGUGGGCGAUACAUCGUGAACUUUGCUCCAGAGAUCAAAGAAAUCAUUUUGGAAACCAAGCACCUUGUGUCACUUGACUACUACGUGCCUGACCUGCCUCAAAACAUUGCCUUACAAGAACACAAAUUCAUUAAGUAUGAGAUUGAUCUGGACAAGGUGGUCAACUGCUACCACUCUGUAAUGGACAGCCUAAGUGAUGCACACGUCGUUAUGCUGGCACCCCAGAUCAAAGCUGUCAAAAAAAACAUGUAUUUGGGAUGCAAAAGACUGAACUGGAAUUCUUUGGGCAUCUCCGACUUCAUCAGUCAUGGAAUUCAGGCUGUUUCUAAGUUUAAGUUGGUUGUCAGUCAGGUUCAGAAGAAUGAGAGGGACAUUGAAUCAAAGUUGCAGUCCAUAGCGAUGGCCAACUUACUGAAAUAUCAAGUCCCGGACAAUUCAAAAGACUUACCAAGGGUCAAGGAGUUCUGUGGACGUAUAGACCAAGAGAGAAUCCAAACUGUGAAUUUGCUGAGUAGGAAGUAUGCAGACAUUGGACCCCUCAUCACUAAGAUAGAACAUCUGACCAGGGGAACCACCAGUGGCAAAGCCCAAUGUAUGGCAGAUUAUUACAUAUACUGGGAACGCAAGGUGCUCGACUCCCUUGAGAAGAUGGUUCUUAGAAACACCCAGACCUUCAACGCGCUGCUGAGGGGAAGUAUCCCUCUUUUUCAAGUUGAUGUCAUCCUGUCCGCCCCCAAGAUUGUGUUGCAGCCCCAAAGCAAUGAAAUCUACUGGCUGAUCAUGCAGUGUAUCAAAGACUGUGUAGAGAGCACAAAGCAAUUUGUGCGUUGGAUGCAUGGGACUUGCAUUGAAUGCCCUCCCCAACAUGUGCGUGGUGAGGAAGAGGUGGCAACAUUUAGUUUCUGCAGUGAUGUGUGGCAGCAUCCUCAGGUCAAUGAGAGUGCCGCGACAGUGUCCCAGAACCUACAGCGGCUGCUCCUCUCCGUGGAUCAGUAUCUUGUCCGCUGGAAACGCUAUAAAUCCCUUUGGGAAAAGAACAAAAGCAUCUUCAAUGAAAAGUUUGCCUCAAGAAACCCAUCCUGCGUCGUGUAUGAUGACAAGCUGCAGUUCUUUUCUCAUAUCAAGCAAGAGGUGAUGCUGGAGCCUCUGUUUAAGAAUGAGCACAUCAUCCAUCUCAACUUAGAGCCCCUGGCGCGCACGUUGCAGGAGGCGGCUGAGUCCUGGAUCCAGUCACUAGGUAGUCUGCUCAACAAGCCUGCCAAAGGGGAUCUCUUCAACUUGAGAGAUGAGAUCAUGCAACUCUCUGGAAAGCUGAAACAAAGCCCCAACACUUUUGAUGACCUGAAGUCUGUCCUUGGCACCAUAUCGGACAUCAGGGACAUGUCAUUAGAUGUGGAGAUGAAGUUCAUCGAUAUUCAGGAAAGAUACAGAACAAUGGCCAUGUACAAAGUGGAGGUUGGAGAGGAUGAACUCGAGCUGGUGGCCAACAUUGACCAAAUGUGGAAGGACCUGUUUGCAGAAUCCAGACAAGUGGAUCGAAGUCUGACGGGUGUCAAAAAAUCUUUUACUCAGAUUACAAAGGAGCAGAUUAAGAAGUAUAAGCAAGAAUUGUCUAUCUUUGCUGAAAGCUUCAACAGGGAUGGGCCUGGAGCUGUGGGAGACGAUUUAGAAAAAGGACUGACUAUCAUGGAAACAUAUGAGGCAGACCUUGCCAAGAUAGUGGCAGGACGGCACGAGCUAGCUAAUGCUGAGAAGCUGUUGGACCUACCCGUCACUGUUUACCCAGUGGUUGUGAGCAUACAGAAGGACAUGAACGGCUUGAGACAGAUCUACGGUGUCUACCAAGCUCAGAAGGCCGCGAAGACAGAGUGGUCUCAGACAUUGUGGGUGGAUUUAAACAUCCAGCUGCUACAGGAGGGGGUCGAGGGUUUCAUCAAAAGCUUGAGGCAGGUGCCCAAGGAUGUGAGGGCGUUACCUGUGGCCUUCUUCCUAGAAGGACGCAUGAAGGAGUUCAGAGAGUCUCUGCCUCUUCUGCUGGAUCUGAAAAACGAGGCUCUCAGAGACAGACACUGGAAGGAACUGAUGCAAAGGACUGGGACUAGCUUUGAGAUGAAUCCUGAAAGCUUCACUCUGGAGAACAUGUUUGCAAUGGAGUUGCAAAAAUAUGUAAAUGUCAUAGGUGACAUUGUCACCUCUGCUGUGAAAGAGCUCACUAUUGAAAAGGGAGUGAAGCAGGUGGUUGAUACCUGGGAAAACAUGAAGUUCAGUGUGCUGCCCUAUUUUAAAGGAACCCAGGAACGUGGUUUUAUUCUGGGUGCAGUGGAUGAAAUCCUGCUGAAUGUGGACAACGAUGCCAUGAACCUACAGAGCAUGGCGGGCAGUCGUUUUGUUGGACCUUUCCAUGGCACCAUACAACAAUGGGAAAAAGACCUGUCCCUCAUCAGUGAGACCAUCGAGGUAUUGUUGCUAGUACAAAGAAAAUGGAUGUACCUGGAGAGCAUAUUCAUCGGCGGAGACAUUAGCUCCCAGUUGCCAGACGAAGCCAAGAAAUUUGAUAACAUCGACAAAAAGUUUAAAGAAAUAAUGAGUGACACAGUUAGGGGUCCAAACAUUAAGCGAUGCUGCCUGAUUCCUAACCGGCUAACAGACCUGCAGGCCCUGAGUGAUGGUCUAGAGAGGUGCCAGAAGAGUCUCAAUGACUACCUGGAUGCCAAGAGGAAUGCAUUUCCCCGCUUCUUCUUCAUCUCUGAUGAUGAACUGCUCAGCAUCCUGGGGAGUAAUGACCCUUCCUGUGUCCAGGAGCAUAUGAUCAAGAUGUACGACAACAUAGCAUCUCUGAGGUUUGAUGUGGACAGCAAUGGGAUUAAAGUAGCUGGAGCCAUGGUGUCUGCUGAGGGUGAGGUGAUGGAGCUGAGGAAGCCCAUUCAGGUGGAGGGCAGGGUGGAGCAGUGGAUGAUGGGAAUACUAUUGGAGAUGAGGAGGACUAAUAGACUUCUGACCAAGGAAGCAAUCUUCUACUAUUGUGAAGACAGGAGCAGGGUGGAUUGGAUGUUGCUGUACCAGGGCAUGGUGGUGCUGGCGGCAAAUCAAGUGUGGUGGACAUGGGAGGUAGAGGAUGUCUUUAAAAAUGUGAAAAAGGGUGAGAAGCAUGCCCUUAAGAACUAUGCUGAGAAGAUGCACCAGCAGAUCGAUGAGCUUGUAAAACGCAUCACACAACCCAUGAAGAAAAAUGACAGACGAAAGAUUAACACUGUGCUCAUCAUCGACGUCCAUGCAAGAGACAUUGUAGACAGCUUUCUAUUCAACAGUAUAAUGGAUGCACAAGAGUUUGAGUGGGAAAGCCAACUCCGAUUCUACUGGGUCCGGAAACAUGACAACUUAUAUGUGCGCCAGUGCAGUGCUACGUUCUCUUAUGGCUACGAGUACAUGGGGUUGAAUGGUCGAUUGGUUAUAACCCCGCUGACAGACCGCAUCUACCUCACCCUUACACAGGCUCUCUCCAUGUACCUGGGUGGAGCCCCUGCUGGACCAGCUGGUACAGGAAAGACAGAGUCCACCAAGGAUCUGGCCAAGGCUUUAGGCCUCUUGUGUGUGGUUACUAACUGCGGUGAGGGCAUGGACUACAUGGCUGUGGGCAAGAUCCUCUCUGGCCUUGCCCAGUGUGGAGCGUGGGGCUGCUUUGAUGAGUUCAAUCGAAUUGAUGCCUCAGUGCUGUCAGUUAUCUCCUCACAAAUCCAGACCAUCCGCAAUGCUCUCAUUCUGCAACUUAAAAGGUUUCAUUUUGAAGGUCAAGAUAUCAACCUGGACAGCCGCAUGGGGAUUUUCAUCACCAUGAACCCGGGCUAUGCAGGACGCACAGAGCUGCCAGAAUCAGUCAAAGCCCUCUUCAGGCCUGUAGUGGUCAUCGUGCCUGACCUGCAGCAGAUUUGUGAGAUCAUGCUCUUUUCUGAGGGCUUCCUAUUGGCCAAGGUUCUGGCAAAGAAGAUGACCGUCCUGUAUAAGCUGGCACGAGAGCAGCUGUCAAAGCAGUCUCAUUAUGACUUUGGCCUGCGAGCUCUGAAGUCUGUGCUGGUGAUGGCAGGAGAGCUGAAGAGAGGCUCACCCGACCUUAGUGAGGAUGUGGUUUUGAUGCGUGCUCUGAGGGACAUGAACCUGCCAAAAUUUGUAUUUGAGGAUGUGCCCUUGUUCCUCGGGCUGAUCUCAGAUCUGUUCCCUGGCCUUGACUGCCCUCGUGUUCGCUACCCUGACUUAAAUGAUGCUGUGGAGGAGAUCCUGCAAGAGAACAAAUAUGUCAUGCUGAGUAACCAGGUGGAUAAAGUGGUGCAGAUGUAUGAGACCAUGAUGACGAGACACACUACUAUGGUUGUGGGCCCAACAGGUGGAGGGAAAUCGGUUGUGAUCACCACAUUAUGCCAAGCUCAGACCAAAUUGGGAUUUCAAACCAAGCUGUAUCCCCUAAACCCUAAAGCCAUAAGUGUGAUUGAACUUUAUGGUAUUCUCGACCCUGACACACGAGACUGGACCGAUGGGAUUUUAUCCAACAUCUUCCGAGACAUCAACAGGCCUACUGACAAACAAGAGCGAAGGUACAUCCUGUUUGAUGGGGAUGUGGAUGCUCUGUGGGUCGAAAAUAUGAACUCAGUGAUGGAUGACAACAAGCUCCUCACUCUAGCCAAUGGAGAAAGGAUACGUUUGCAGAAUCACUGUGCCCUGCUUUUUGAGGUUGGAGAUCUGCAGUAUGCCUCCCCCGCUACUGUUUCUCGCUGUGGAAUGGUUUUUGUUGACCCCAAAAACCUGAGAUAUACCCCAUACUGGCAGAGAUGGGUGACCAACAGACCUGACGGGGAACAAAAAGUGCUCAAUAAACUUUUUGAGAAAUAUGUGCACAGCUCAAUCGACAUGAUUGUGGAUGGUAUUGUUGAUGGCAAACAGGUGGAGAAACUGAAGACUGUUGUUCCUCAGACAGACCUCAACAUGGUGACUCAGCUGUGCAUGACACUGGAUGCGCUUCUCGAGACUGAGAGCAGCAGGGAUCAAGUCCUAGAGUGUUACUUCCUGGAAGCUCUGUACUGUUCACUCGGGGCCACGUUGCUGGUGAACGAUAGGAUCAAGUUUGAUGAGUUCAUCAAAGGACUCUCUGGCUUAACUACAGUGCUAGAUGGGAAAGUGCUGGUUGGACCUGGUGAGAUUCCAGGAUACCUCCCAAGUCUGUAUGAUUUUCAUUUUGAUGGAGCCAAAGAGAAGUGGGUUCCCUGGAGUUCUCUGGUCGACAAAUAUAUCCACAAACCUGAGAAGACGUUUGAUGAUAUUCUAGUGCCGACUAUUGACACUACAAGAGCCAGCUGGAUCCUGGAACAGAUGGUGAAGAUAAAGAGGCCAGUGCUUCUGGUCGGAGAGUCUGGCACCUCCAAGACUGCCACCAUUCAUAACUUCCUGAAGAAACUAAAUGCAAAUACAAUGAUUACGCUGAUGAUCAACUUCUCAUCCAGAACAACUUCAAUGGACCUGCAGAGAAACUUGGAGGCCAAUGUGGAGAAAAGGACCAAUAAGGUUUAUGGGCCUCCCAUGGGGAAAAGACUGCUGGUCUUUAUGGAUGACAUGAAUAUGCCAAAGGUAGAUUAUUAUGGCACACAGCAGCCCAUCGCACUUCUGAAGCUGUUAUUGGAACGAGGUGGCAUAUAUAACAGGGGGAAGGAUCUGAACUACAAAAUCCUCAAGGACCUUGGUUUUAUUGCUGCCAUGGGCAAGGCAGGAGGUGGGAGGAACGAGGUCGAUCCCCGCUUCAUCUCCAUCUUCAGUGUCUUUAGCGUCCCAUUCCCUGCAGUGGACUCCCUCCACCUUAUCUAUUCUUCGAUUAUCAAAGGCCACACCAUUGCAUUUGAAGAUGCCAUACAGAAGGUUUGUGAUAAAGUCACCUUCUGCACACUGGAACUGUACAACAAGAUCAUCAAAGAUUUGCCCCCCACACCCUCCAAGUUCCACUACAUCUUCAACCUGAGGGACCUGUCAAGAGUCUACAAUGGACUGUGCCUCACCAAACCUGACAGGUUCUUGACAGUUAGCCAAUUUGUACGAGUCUGGAGAAAUGAGUGCCUGAGAGUCUUCCAUGACAGACUCAUCGAUACAACUGACAAAGCAUUGCUCCAAGGCCACUUAAGGAACCUGAUUGAGGAGCAUUUUAAGUCAGAUGUGGAGGCAGUCAUGAGGGACCCAAUUCUUUUUGGAGACUACAGGACAGCCCUCAGUGAGACUGAACCAAGGGUCUAUGAGGACAUACAGGACUAUGAUGCUUCAAAAGCCCUAUUUCAGGAAAUUCUAGAGGAAUACAAUGAGAACAAGUCGAAGAUGAACCUGGUACUGUUUGAUGAUGCUCUGGAUCACCUGACCCGCGUGCACCGCAUCAUCCGCAUUGAUCGUGGCCAUGCACUGCUCGUCGGUGUGGGGAGCUCCGGCAAGCAGUCCCUCGCCAAGCUCGCUGCCUUCGCUGCAGGCUGUGAGGUGUUCCAGAUAGCACUUAGCAGAGGAUACAGUGAGUCAAACCUCCGCGAUGACCUGAAAGCGCUGUACUUGAAGCUGGGCAUUGAAAAUAAAAAGACAGUGUUCCUCUUUACUGAUGCCCAUGUUGCUGAGGAAGGCUUCUUGGAACUCAUUAACAACAUGCUCACCUCAGGGAUUGUUCCUGCAUUGUUCCCUGAUGAUGAGAAGGAGUCGGUUCUCAACCAGCUUCGCGAUGAGGCUUUUUCGAUGGGAGCAGGUCCCUCAAAAGAAAGUUUGUGGAAGUACUUUGUCAACAAGAGCGCCAAUAAUCUACACAUUGUAUUAGCCAUGUCUCCAGUAGGUGACACCCUGAGGACACGCUGCAGAAACUUCCCAGGACUGAUGAACAAAACUGUGAUAGACUGGUUCUUGCCAUGGCCUCCACAGGCUUUACUUGCAGUAGCUCAGUCUUUCCUCGGUGAAAGUUCAAUGAUUCCCUCAGCACACUCUGCAGCAGUGAUAACUCACGUGUGCUUGGUCCAUAGCUCGGUGGGAGACUAUAGCACUCUAUUCCAGCAAAAACUCAGACGUUACAACUAUGUUACUCCAAAGAACUACUUGGACUUCAUCAGCACAUAUUCUAACCUCUUGGAGAUAAAGGACCAAUUAAUUCUGGCUCAGUGCAAGCGUCUUGAGGACGGUUUGGAUAAACUUCAAGAGGCUACUGAGCUGCUGGCUGAGCUGAAUGUCAAGCUAGCCGAACAGAAAGUGGUCCUUGCUGAAAAGUCCACAGCUUGUGAUGCCCUGCUGAAUGAGAUUGGCACAAACACGACUAUAGCUGAGGAAAAGAAGACCCUGGCCCAAGACAAAGCCAAAGAGAUUGAAGAGCAGAACAAAGUAAUAGCUGUCGAGAAGGAGGAAGCUGAAAGUUCUCUGGCCGAGGCCCUUCCGGCAUUAGAAGCAGCCCGGAUCGCCCUGCAAGACCUGGACAAAUCUGAUGUCACAGAGAUCAGAUCCUUUGCCAAGCCACCCAAACAGGUUCAGGUGGUCUGUGAAUGCAUCCUGGUGAUGCGUGGCUACAAGGAGAUCAAUUGGCAGUCAGCCAAGGCUAUGAUGUCAGAGCCUAACUUCCUUCGCUCACUGAUGGAGAUCGACUGUGAUUCCAUACAUAACAACCAGGUCAGGACUGUUAAAAGCUUCCUAAAGAACCUACAGACAAGUUUUGAGGAGAUGCAAGCCAUAAGUAAGGCCGGUUCAGGAAUGUUCAAGUUUGUCGAGGCUAUCAUGGGUUACUGUGAGGUUUCAAAGGAGAUAAAGCCCAAGAGAGAGAAGGUCGCUCGCCUCGAAAAGAACUUCUUUCAGAGUAAGAGGGAGCUGGAACGCAUUCAGAGUGAACUUAACAAUCUCCAGAAGGAGUUGCACACUCUUGGAGAGAAGUACAAAGCUGCAAUUGCAGAGAAGCGGCUGCUACAAGAGGAGGCUGAGCUGAUGGAGAGGAGGCUGAUAGCUGCUGAAAAACUCAUCUCUGGCUUGAGCUCCGAGAACAAACGAUGGACACAAGAUUUGGAGGAGUUGAAGCUGCGUCGAGUACGUCUCCUGGGUGAUUGCCUGAUAUGCGCCGCUUUCCUGAGCUAUGCAGGGGCCUUCAGUUGGAACUUCAGGAAUAAAAUGGUAUACAAAGUAUGGCUUAAGGACGUGCAAGACAGAGGCAUCCCUUUGAGCCAGCCUUUCAAAGUGGAAAGUCUUCUGACUGAUGAGGUGGAAAUCAGCAGAUGGGGCUCAGAGGGAUUGCCACCCGAUGAACUCUCUGUGCAGAAUGGAAUCCUCACAAGCAGGGGCACCCGUUUUGCCAUGUGUAUUGACCCACAACAGCAAGCGCUCAACUGGAUAAAGAAGAAGGAAGAAAACAAUAACCUCAAGAUCUCAUCUUUCAAUGAUCCAGACUUCCUGAAGCAGCUGGAGAUGGCCAUUAAAUAUGGCUUCCCAUUCCUUUUUCAAGAUGUGGAUGAGUACAUCGAUCCCGUAAUUGACAAUGUCCUAGAGAAGAACGUAAAAGGACCAGAAGGCAGACAGGUCCUCAUGCUGGGUGACAAGGAGGUGGACUAUGAUCCCAACUUCAAACUCUUCCUCAACACUAAACUUGCAAACCCCAAGUACUCCCCGUCAGUGUUUGGAAAAGCCAUGGUCAUUAAUUACACUGUGACUCUUAAGGGUCUGGAGGACCAGCUGCUGAGUGUUAUCAUGGGCUUUGAGGAGAAGGAGUUGGAGGAGCAGCGUGAACGUUUGAUUCUAGAGACGAGCGACAACAAGAAACUGCUGAAGAACCUCGGGGACUCCUUGCUCAGAGAGCUGGCCACAUCUACAGGGAACAUGCUGGAUAACACAGAGCUGGUUCAAACAUUGGAGGAGACCAAGUCAAAAGCCAGUGAGGUAUUGGAGAAACUACAGCUGGCCGAGAAGACCUCUAUGGACAUUGAUGAACUCAGAGACGACUACCGACCUGCCGCCAAGCGCGGGGCCAUCCUGUUCUUCGUGCUGACCGAAAUGGCUCUGGUGGACAGCAUGUACCAGUACUCUCUGGCCUCCUACCUGGAAGUGUUUGACUUUUCACUGCGCAGAGCUCUGCCUCACUCUGAUCUCCACAAAAGACUGAGCAACAUCAUGUACUCUCUGACGGACAGCAUUUAUAACUAUGGCUGCACAGGUCUGUUUGAGAGACACAAGCUGCUCUUCUCCUUCAACAUGGCCAUCAAGAUUGAGCAGGCGGAGGGCAGGUCCCCUCAGGAGGAGUUGGAGUUCUUUAUUAAGGGUAAUCUAUCCCUGGAUAAGAGCCCUCGUAAAAAGCCCUGUGACUGGCUUUCUGACCAGGGCUGGGAGGACAUAGUGAAAGUAGCAGAGCUCUUUCCUGAGAAGUUUUACUCUCUGCCGGAUGAUGUGGAGAAAAAUUCCACUCAAUGGCGGUCGUGGUAUGACUUAGAUGCUCCAGAACAGGCUCAAUUCCCCAUGAAAUAUGAGGAGGAGCUGUCGGCCUUUCAGAAGCUGCUGCUGCUGCGCUGCUUCCGCGUUGAUAGAAUCUACAGAGCUGUGACCGACUACAUCACUGUCACCAUGGGCGAAAAAUAUGUGCAGCCCCCUGUGAUCAACUUUGAUGCAAUUUAUGAACAGAGCACACCUUCCUCCCCCAUUGUCUUCAUCUUGAGUUCCGGCUCUGAUCCAGCCACUGACCUCAUGAAACUAGCUGAGAGGUCAGGCUUUGGAGACAACAAGUUCAAGUUCCUUGCCAUGGGCCAAGGCCAAGAGAAGGUGGCCCUGCAGUUGCUGGAGAGGGCGGCGUCCCGUGGUCACUGGUUAAUGUUACAGAACUGCCACCUGCUGGUAAAGUGGCUGAAGGACCUGGAGAAGUCCUUGGAGAGGAUCACCAAGCCCAACCCCAACUUCCGUUUGUGGCUCACCACAAACCCCAUCAAGGAUUUCCCCAUUGGCAUACUGCAAAAGUCUCUAAAGGUAGUGACAGAGCCUCCCAACGGUCUCAAGUUGAACAUAAGAGCAACGUACUCUAAUAUAUCCCAGGAAUCCUUGAUCGCAUGCCCUCACCCUGCCUACAGCAGUCUGGUAUUUGUGCUGGCCUUCUUCCAUGCCGUGGUGCAAGAGAGACGCAAGUACGGCAAGAUUGGCUGGAACGUCCCCUAUGACUUCAACGAGUCUGACUUCUUUGUGUGUAUGGAGAUCCUGAAGACCUACCUGACCAAGGCUCACAACCAAGGAGAAACCAAUAUUCCCUGGGGAAGUCUUAAAUACCUCAUUGGGGAGGUGAUGUAUGGUGGGCGAGCCAUAGAUAGCUUUGACCGCAGGAUCCUGACUGUCUACAUGGAUGAGUACCUUGGAGACUUCCUCUUCUACACUUUUCGCCAAUUUCACUUCUUUAGCAACAAGGACGUAGAUUAUAAGAUCCCCCCAACUGGGCCCAAGAAAGUAUACGUUGAUGCGAUUGAGGAGCUCCCACUGUCAAACACACCAGAGGUAUUGGGUCUUCAUUCCAAUGCAGAUAUAAGAUACUACACCAUGGCAGCUGAAGACAUGUGGACUCACCUGAUAGACUUGCAGCCUCAGACAGGUGAAUCUGGUGGAAGCAUCGGUAGGGAUGAUUUCAUCAGUCAGGUGGCCCGGGACAUUCAGAACAAGCUGCCCAAGUUAUUUGACAUGGAUGUGAUCUCUAAAAAGUUUGGGACCGACAUUUCGCCAACCGCAGUGGUGCUGCUUCAAGAACUGGAGCGCUUCAACAAGCUGGUGGUCCGCAUGCAGAGCUCUCUGGCUGAGAUGCAGAGGGCCUUGGCUGGUGAGGUGGGCAUGAGCAGUGAGUUGGAUGACGUUGCUCGUGCACUUUUCAAUGGUCUUAUCCCUGCCAUUUGGAAGAAAUUGGCACCUGACACUCUCAAGUCCCUCGGCAACUGGAUGAGCCAUUUCAAGAGGCGUUAUGAACAGUAUAGGAACUGGGUGGAUGAGGGAGAGCCAAAGGUCAUGUGGCUAUCAGGACUCCAUAUCCCAGAGUCCUACCUGACUGCACUGGUCCAAGCUGCAUGUAGAAAAAAUAGUUGGCCACUAGAUCUUUCCACACUGUACACACAGGUGUCCCAGUACCGCAGUGAGGAUGAAGUCAGUGACCGACCUGGACAGGGCUGCUUGGUGUCCGGCCUGUAUCUGCAGGGGGCGGACUGGGACAUAGAGAAGGGCUGCCUGGUGAAGAGUAAACCAAAGGUUCUGCUGGUCGAACUCCCCAUUCUCAAAGUCAUCCCCAUAGAGGCGCACCGCCUGAGGUUACAGAAUACCAUACGGACACCAGUGUACACCACGUCCCUGCGGAGGAAUGCGAUGGGUGUGGGGUUGGUCUUUGAGGCGGACCUGUCCACCACUAUGCACAUCUCUCACUGGGUGCUCCAGGGAGUCUGUUUAUGCCUCAACGCCGACUGAGGACCUCACUCAGCCAACCGAGCUGGUUUUCACGCACUCUGUUCCAACAUGCUGAUUAAUGACAUGGAUUUCUGUUUCUUUAGAGAGUUUGCGAGAAAAAAGCGUGGGUAUGUCUGAUUAACAGGUAGAUUAGAUAAAACCAAAUAAUUUAUUAUUAAAGAUUAUACUUAUUUUAAAAAACAAUAAUUGAUAGGCAUAAAAGAAAAGUAGACGUUUGACUUGUUUUCCACUACAGGGCUUAUAUUAUUUUCUCACUAGAUGGCAGCACACACCAGUAAUGGACCCAUCAGUCUGGGCAGAAGCUCCAGGCGUUUGCAGUGAGCAAAGUAUCAAAACGAUGUAGUAGGUCAGGAUCUGUUUGUCCUUA
Messenger RNA from Pungitius pungitius (ninespine stickleback), 14480 nucleotides. It is a transcript of the gene dnah10, whose product is annotated as dynein axonemal heavy chain 10. The transcript is spliced from 78 exons. The record is from RefSeq and is a predicted model, not a curated record. Lineage: Eukaryota; Metazoa; Chordata; Actinopteri; Perciformes; Gasterosteidae. Gene Ontology annotation, molecular function: dynein light intermediate chain binding; ATP binding; dynein intermediate chain binding. Gene Ontology annotation, cellular component: 9+2 motile cilium; dynein complex. Gene Ontology annotation, biological process: cilium movement involved in cell motility. The coding region runs from base 398 to 14113 and encodes 4571 amino acids.